Messenger RNA from Panthera uncia (snow leopard), 1372 nucleotides. RefSeq names its product RASD family member 2 (gene RASD2). Bases 535 to 1335 code for a protein of 266 amino acids. The transcript has 3 exons. The record is from RefSeq and is a predicted model, not a curated record. Lineage: Eukaryota; Metazoa; Chordata; Mammalia; Carnivora; Felidae. Gene Ontology annotation, molecular function: GTP binding; GTPase activity.
GAGUCGUCCCUACCACCCUCCCCCAGCCCCGGAGACCUAGGCGGGGACCCCGGGAUCGGACGUCCCCGCGCCUCCGGGCACCUGGCUCAGCAGGAGUCCCCCGGGUCGGGGCAGGGCGGGGUCGGCAGCGGCGAGCCCGAGCCCGCCCGGCGCCCAGGCCCCUCGGAGCCCUCAGAACCCACCCAUGGGGUACCGGCUCCCCGCGUCCCCUCGCCCGGCCGCGCCCAGCUCGGCGCCCCCAGCCGCGCAGAGGAGGAGCCCGGCGCAGUGACCCGGGAGCCGCUGCAGGAAGCCUCGGCGGCGGCGGCGGCGGCGGCGGCGGCGGCUGGAGAGGCAGGCGGUUCCCCGCACCUCCAGGCGCUUCCAGGCAGCCCUCCAAGCCGUGCCAGAGGCCCGGCUGGCCAUUCUCAGACAGAAGACGGACGCCCAGACAGGAGCCACGCAGAGGAGGCCAAGGCCGCCAGCAAGAGGCUGCAAGGCCGGGUCCAGGGCCUCCUGACACCCGCUCCCCGCUCUGUGCCACAGUCCCGAGCCAUGAUGAAGACCCUGUCCAGCGGGAACUGCACGCUCAGCGUGCCCGCCAAGAACUCGUACCGCAUGGUGGUGCUGGGCGCCUCGCGGGUGGGCAAAAGCUCCAUCGUCUCCCGCUUCCUCAACGGCCGCUUCGACGACCAGUAUACGCCCACCAUCGAGGACUUCCACCGGAAGGUCUACAACAUCCGGGGCGACAUGUACCAGCUGGACAUCCUGGACACGUCCGGCAACCACCCCUUCCCUGCCAUGCGCAGGCUGUCGAUCCUCACAGGGGAUGUCUUCAUCUUGGUGUUCAGCCUGGAUAACCGGGAGUCCUUCGACGAGGUCAAGCGCCUCCAGAAGCAGAUCCUGGAGGUCAAGUCCUGCCUGAAGAACAAGACCAAGGAGGCGGGGGAGCUGCCCAUGGUCAUCUGCGGCAACAAGAACGACCAUGGCGAGCUGUGCCGCCAGGUGCCCGCCACCGAGGCCGAGCUGCUGGUGUCGGGGGACGAGAACUGCGCCUACUUCGAGGUGUCGGCCAAGAAGAACACCAACGUGGACGAGAUGUUCUACGUGCUCUUCAGCAUGGCCAAGCUGCCCCACGAGAUGAGCCCCGCCCUGCACCGCAAGAUCUCCGUGCAGUACGGCGACGCCUUCCACCCCCGGCCCUUCUGCAUGCGCCGCGUCAAGGACGUGGACGCCUACGGCAUGGUCUCGCCCUUUGCCCGCCGCCCCAGCGUCAACAGUGACCUCAAGUACAUCAAGGCCAAGGUCCUUCGGGAGGGCCAGGCCCGUGAGAGGGACAAAUGCACCAUCCAGUGAGCGGGAGGGAUGCCGGGGUGGGCGCUUGGGCGGUGCC